AUGGCCAGUCAUCUCUCGCCUCCGCCAGGAGGCAGGACGGUCCUGCUCUUCGGCUGUCAGGCCCUCCACUUCGAUGCCAAGGAUUUCCAGCAUCUGCGACGGGUCAUCCUGGAUGACCCCGAGAAUCGCUGGGUGCUGGACGUGCUGGCCGAGUUGCCCGUCUACUGGCGCACCGCCGCCAAGUACCGGCCGGCGCUGCAGGCGCUGCCUGGCGAACAGCAGCUGCGUGAUUUGAAUCAGUGGAUCCGCACGGGAAAAGUGGCCGACCACCAUUUCCCGCUGCCCUACCUCCAGCAUGCCCCCCUGCUGAUGAUUACCCAUCUGACCCAGUUCUCCCGCUACCUGCAGACGACGCAUCCGGAGUAUGCCGCGCAUGGCGUCGUCGAUGCCGAGUCUAGUUCUGUGGUGGAGAUCGUGGGCUUCUCGUUUGGAUUUCUCAGCGCGGCGGUCGCGUCGGCCGUCGCGAAUCAGAGCCAGUUGCAGAAGUAUGGUGCCGUUGGAAUUCGGUUGGCCACCUUGCUUGGGGCACUGGGUGAUAUGCAUGAGAGCACAGAGAAGUUUACCUCCUUGACGACGGUCUGGAAGAAGCCGGAGUUGGAGGGAGAGCUGUCGCAUGUCCUGGAAGAUCAUCCGGAGGCCUACAUCACUGUGCGGUACGAUGUCAAUCGCGCGACGAUCAUGACGCCGAGAAGCAGCCUAGGCCGACUGCAGCAAUCGCUCCAGGCGGCGGGCUUCUCCGCAUACCACAUCAACUUCAACGGCCGCUUUCAUUGGCCUGGCCACCAGAAGUUGUUGCAUGAGCUGUUCGAGAUGUGUGAUGCCGAUGCGGCGUUGCAGCUGCCUGAUGCCUCCACCUUGUCGCGGCACACCUGGGCCAACAUAACCAAUGAGCCUAUCUACGAAGGCCCGCUGCACCAAGUUGUUCUGCGCUCCAUUCUGGCCCAACAGUGUCAAUGGGGCCCCACUUUCGCAGCCGUACACCGAGCCCAGUUGGAGAAUACGCAGUCGAUUGUCGUGGAGUUUGGCUCUGAGCGCUGCAUCCCGCCGUCCUUUAUGCGCGCCCUGGGAAGCCGGGUGGUGCAUUAUGCCGAUUUGAACCUGGAUUCCCGGUCACGCGUGACGCAACUUCAGUCGACGCCGACGAUCUACGACGACGACAUUGCGAUUGUUGGCAUGGCUUGCCGAGUGGCUGGUGCGGAUGAUCUCGAAGAGUUCUGGAAACUCCUGUGCUCAGGAGAAUCCCAACAUAUGGUAAUGCCGCCGCAACGAUACAAAGACUACGAAACACCGUGGAGGCCAGGCGCUAUACGUCCCUGGUGGGGAAACUUCGUCAACGAUAUUGAUGCCUUCGACCACAAGUUCUUCAAGAAAGUGCCGAGAGAGGUUUUGUCCCUGGAUCCGCAACAGCGUUUAUUUCUGCAGGUCGCCUACCAGGCCCUUCAGCAAGCCGGGUAUUUUCACAAGAAAGACGCCAGCAAGGACGUUGGAUGUUAUGUUACUUGCUGUACUGUGGACUAUGAGCAUAACGUGAACUGUCACCCCGCCACGGCCUACGCCGCCACGGGACUGUUGCGUAGCUUCAUGGCUGGUAAGGUAAGUCAUUAUUUCGGGUGGCGCGGACCAGCGCUGUGCAUCGACACGGCAUGUUCGGGCUCGGCCGUUGCUCUCCAUCACGCAUGUCGAGCGAUCCUCAGUGGAGACUGUAAGGCUGCGUUGGUCGGAGGCGCCAAUGCCAUCACGAGUCCAUUGGCUUAUGACAACUUGAACGGAGCAUCGUUCGUCUCUCCUACGGGGCCAUGCAAGCCAUUCGAUGAAGAGGCGGACGGCUAUUGCCGCGGAGAAGGAUUUGCGGCAAUCUAUAUUAAAAGGGUUUCCGAUGCUCUAGCCGAUGGCGACACGAUUCUGGGCACUAUUGCUGGCACCGCGGUAGAACAAAACGAUAAUUGCACUCCUGUCGUGGUUCCUCAUGCAAAAUCGCUGGCAGGCUUAUUCGACAAGGUUAUCCGCCAAGCUCACAUCCGCCCUCACGAGAUCUCAGUUGUAGAAGCUCACGGCACUGGAACACAAGCAGGCGACCCGGCCGAAUAUAGCAGCGUGAAGCAGAUAAUGGGUGGUCCACAACGAGCAGCUCCAUUGUCUUUGGGUUCGGUCAAGGGACUGGUUGGGCAUACCGAAGGGGUCUCUGGCAUGGUCGCAUUGGUCAAGGUGCUCCUGAUGAUUCAGGAAGGAAAGAUCCCACCGCAACCAAACUUCAAGACUUUGAAUCCACACAUCCAGGCUUCCGCUGAUGACCAGAUCGAGAUCAACACCCAAUUAAAACCAUGGCAAGCAGAAUUUCGUGCCGCGCUGAUCAACAACUAUGGUGCUUGUGGUUCUAACGCCUCCAUGGUGGUUACUCAACCACCUGUCUUUAGAUCCGGGGGCGGUGCCUCCGCUAUCCACGCUCCAGGCCUCUCCCUUCCUUUCCGGUUCUGUGCUUUAGACGAGCACCGUCUGCGUGAAUAUGCGCGCCGGUUCUACAGCCUCUUGCAACGUCAAGCUGUUUCUGCCAGCCAUCUCGCUUCUCUGGCUAAUGUCUCGUUCAAUGCUGCCCGACAGUCAAGCCCGACACUCGAUCGGCAUUUGAUAUUCAGCUGCAGCUCCCUCAAAGAGCUCGAGUCGAAAUUACUUUCUGUUAUCGAUGGAGACGAAAGCCAAGUCAUCCGCACAGCCAAGUCCGCCCGUCCUGUGGUCUUAUGUUUCGGUGGACAGGUGUCGACAUCGGUUGGUCUAGAUCGCACAGUAUACGACACAAUGCGAGUGAUGCGCAAUCAUCUCGACGAGUGCAGCAGGACACUAGAGUCAUUGGGGUAUGAAAGUCUCUAUCCCAGCAUCUUCGAGACCACCCCGAUUGCCGACCAGGUCAAGCUGCAGACCCAGCUAUUUGCUUUGCAAUAUGCCACUGCUGCUGUUGGCCAUAGCUUCGGGGAGUUGACUGCUCUCUGCGUAUCGGGAGCUCUGUGCCUCGAGGACGCGCUCCUGCUGUGGGGAACAGACCCUGGUGCCAUGAUUGCAGUGGAUGGUGAGCUUCACGAAGUUGAGAGCCUGCUUGCCGAAGCUGCAAAAUCUGUCUCGACUGGGACUUCUCCCGCCAGCAUCGCGUGCUUCAACGGUCCACGUAGCUAUACAUUAGCCGGAGCGACCGACGCCAUGAACGCAGUGCGUGUCAUGCUUUCCACCCAGCCAGCAUUUGCUCGUCUGAAGUACAAAUGCCUGGACGUGACAAACGCAUUCCAUUCUUCGUUGGUCGAUUCCCUCGUUCCAGAGUUGAAGAAGACAACGGAUGGAAUAACCUUACGUGAGCCAGCUUUGCAUCUGGAGCGCGCAACACAAGAGCCAUCCAGUGGCAUACCGUCUCUUGCUAUUGUGGCCGAACACCUCAGAAAACCGGUGUACUUCAGCCAGGCUAUUCAUCGCCUUGCCGAAAAAUACAAAUCGUCCGUCAACAUCACAAGUAAGAAUGGGAUCCAGAAUUUGACCGACAAUACAAUGGCACUGUGGAAGGAAGGGGUUUCUGUCUCGUACUGGGCACAUCAUUCCUCACAGACGCCCGAGUAUGACUUCAUCAUCCUACCGCCCUACCAAUUCGAGAAAAGUCGACACUGGAUGGACAACAAGCCUUUACCCGCAUCCAAACCCAUCAUAGAGACAGAAGCAAAAGAGGAGAAGUCUAAGACCCGAUUUCUAGGGUACCAAGACGCGGCAAAGAUGGUCGCCAAAUUCUCCAUCGAUACCAUGCAUCCCAGCUACCGUGACGCCGUAUCGGGACAUGUAGGUGCGCAAACGGCGCCGCUCGCGCCCGCUUCUUUUAUGCUUGAUAUAGUUGUUGAGGCACUGAGAAGUUUGCCAGAAGGCAAGGAGAGAGUACCCCAAGUGAAGAAUGUCACCAGUGAUGCACCGCUAGGGCUAGACGAGAAACAGAGCGUCCACAUCACACUGACCGCUCAGAGCACAGACAAGACACUCUGGGACAUGGCAUUUACCAGUGAGAGUCCCAAAAAUGGUGCUCGGUCACGCGUGUUACACUGCUCCGCUCGUAUCAAGAUGUUCAAAGCCGACGAUCCCACGCUUCAAGGCGAAUUCUCCCGCUACGGUCGCUUGGUCAGUCAUCGCCGAUGCCGGGAGCUUCUAGAAAGCUCCGACGUGGAUGAUAUUCUGCAGGGUCGGAAUGUUUACCGGGCGUUUUCCGAAGUUGUCGAUUACUCUGAAGCCUACCGUGGAGUCCACAAGCUGGUUGGCAAAGGGAACCAGUCAGCCGGUCGGGUGGUAAAGAAGUACUCCGGGAACACUUGGGCAGAUACAUUUCUGUGCGACUCGUUCAGCCAAGUUGGGGGGUUCUGGAUCAAUUGCAUGACUGAUCGGCCAGCUUCGCAGAUCUACAUCGCCAGAGGCAUGGAGCAAUGGAUGCGCACGCCACUGUAUGCUGACCCGAGCACGCCGCGCCCCGAAAUCUGGGACGUGCUAGCCACCCAUGAACGUGGAGAUGGCUUCUAUACCACUGAUAUCUUUGUCUUUGACCCUGAAAAAGGCCAGCUGGUAGAGACGUUCAUUGGAAUGAAGUAUUCAUGUGUUCCGAAGGCCGUCUUCAGCAAGAUCCUCAGCAAGCUGGGGUCCAAUGUCAUUCCCCAGCCGACUGGACAAGCAGUAGCUGCGACAAAGGCGGUCUCGCCACCCAAGGCGACUGUAAGUGAUCCAGCGUCGAAGGAAAAGCAGUCCAAACCGCAGGCUUCAAAUCUAGUUGCACGUAUCAAAGGCGUGGUAGCCGAAUUCUGCGCUGUGGACCCCAGUGAGAUCCACGACGAUGGGAACAUGGCUGAUGCGGGCGUCGAUUCGUUGAUGGCAAUGGAAUUGGCGCGUGAAAUGGAGGAAACGUUCAAGUGCACCUUGCCAGCGACUGAUCUUAUGGAGGCGGAGACGUUUCGCGACCUUGUGCGUGCUGUGCAGAAAGCGCUGGGAGUUGAUACGGUCGAUGCUGCAGCAGAUGCGGAUCAAAGCAGCGAUAGCAGCACCACUUCUUAUACUGAGUGUGACACGGAGUCAGAUGAGGCUAUCGAUGCUGCUACCACAGAGUCAGUGACUAGCAUGAGCACUGACACUCCCGAGCUACAUUUACCACACGACUUCAUCCUCGACGCUUUCGCGGAGACCAAGGCCCUGACAGAUCAAUUUCUCUCCGAAAAUAACUGCAGCGGGCGUGUGCUCAGCUUCAAUCCAGUGCAAAUGCAGCUGUGUGUAACCAUGACCCUGGAGGCAUUCGAAGAGUUGGGUUCAUUCAUUCGAAGCGCGCAACCUGGCCAGCGAUUGGACCGGAUCAAAUUCGACGCCCAGCACGAGGAGCUGGUGCAAUACCUUUAUCGCCGACUAGAGGAAGCUGGCCUGGUAGACUUGGUAGAUGGGGCUGUAGUUCGUACAAGCCUGGGGUGGACCACUAAAUCCAGCACUGCUAUGCUCGACGAGAUCAGCCGGACCUACCCCGAAUUCGUGGGUGCCAGCAAUCUUGCUUUUUAUACGGGUAGCAGGCUAGCUUCAGUGUUACGGGGCGAACAGGAUGGUCUGCAGCUUAUUUUUGGAACAAAAAAGGGACAAGAGCUCGUAUCGUGGAUGUACGGUGAGGAAUCGCACAAUGUCACCGGCUACAAGCAGAUGCUGGACUUCAUCCAACGCCUCGUACACAAGCUAGGCAGUCGUCCGGGGGCAGGCCCGCUGAAGAUCCUCGAGAUGGGCGCUGGAACUGGCGGUGGUACGAAGUGGUUCCUUCCUGGACUGGCAAAACUAGGAAUCCCGGUCGAAUACACGUUCACCGACAUCUCCCCUGCUUUCCUGGCACAGGCUCGUCGGCGCUUCAAGGAAUAUCCUUUCGUGCAGUACCGUGUGCAUGACAUCGAGAAGCCACCGGCUGACGACCUGGUUGGAACCCAACAUGUCAUUAUUGCCAGUAAUGCUGUGCACGCGACUUCAAACCUACAGGUGUCGACUGGCAACAUGCGUCGAGCAUUACGACCAGAUGGAGUGGUCUUGAUGCUCGAGAUGACUCGGCCACAGUUCACGAUCGAUAUUGUUUUUGGACUUUUCCGUGGCUGGUGGGUGUUCAACGAUGGACGCAAUCACGCUAUCACAAGCGAAAGCCGCUGGGAAGCCGACCUCCAUGCCGUGGGUUAUGGUCAUGUUGACUGGACAGACGGCCAUUCGCCUGAAGUGAGCGUUCAACGUGUACUCUUUGCUACAUCUACCGGAGAGCAACGGGCACGGCUUCCGCUGGGGCCCAAUCCGCCUAAUGUGAGCCUCCUUGCCAGUGUUGAUAAUGCUGCUAGGAAGCAGGCAACUGACAAGUAUAUCCGUCGCAGCAUUGAAGGCUUUACUAAACCGACAGUGACUGAUAUUCCGGUGACUGGAUCGGUCACUGUGCUGGUUACAGGCGCGACGGGGAGCCUGGGCAGUCACAUAGUUGCACACCUGGUGCAACUUGAACGUGACCCGUUUGAGCGACAGAAGAAGGCUUUUGCAGAGCGGGGUCUCACUUUGACUGCUGGAGACGUGAGCAAGAUUACGGUGAUUGAGACUGAGACAGCAGAGGCGAAGCUUGGUCUGCCAUACGAGCAAUAUCAUCUCAUACAGGCGACUGUCACUCAUAUCAUCCACAAUGCGUGGCCGAUGAAUGGUGCUCGUGGCCUGACGGGCUUUGACUCCCAGUUUCGAGCCAUGCGGAAUCUGAUUGACCUGGCUCGUGACAUUGCAGGUCUCCGGUCCCCAGGGGAUCGAGUUGGAUUCCAGUUCAUAUCGUCCAUCAGCACAGUCGGAUUUCGGCCUUUGGUGACUGGUGAGCCAGAGGUUCCGGAGGAUCGAAGCGUGAUCGACUGGGUGUUGGCCAACGGAUACGGCGAGGCUAAGUUUGUCUGCGAGCAGACGCUGCAGCAGACCUUGAUGAAGUAUCCCAGCCGAUUCAAUGCGAUGGUGGUGCGACCUGGACAGAUCGCAGGGUCCUCUCUCAGUGGAUACUGGAAUGCGGGGGAGCAUUUACCCGCUCUGCUCAAAUCGGCGCAGAGUCUCGAAGCAUUACCUGAGUUUAGUGUGGCAGCCACUUUGAGCGAGCUUCUCUUCGCCGAGCAGAGUCAAUCUGUUUAUCAUGUCGACAAUGCUGUUCGUCAACCGUGGCGAGAGAUGGUGUCUAUUCUCGCGCAAGAGUUGGGCAUACCCACGGGUAAUCUACUCCCCUUCCAGGAGUGGAUUCAACGAGUCCAGACUUUCGCUGGUCCACGAGAAGAUAAUCCGGCCGGUGUGAUGGCAGAGUGGCUGGCCAGCAAUUUCGAGCGCAUGUCUUGUGGAGGGUUGCUGCUGGCGACGACGCGUGCGCGCCAGGACGCGCCCACGCUGCGGAACCUUGGGGCUUAUUGGCGUCAGAUGGGUUUCUUAAAAUAG
Aspergillus homomorphus CBS 101889 is the source of this 7455-nucleotide messenger RNA. RefSeq lists its product as uncharacterized. The transcript has 8 exons. The record is from RefSeq and is a predicted model, not a curated record. NCBI's taxonomy places the organism in Eukaryota, Fungi, Ascomycota, Eurotiomycetes, Eurotiales, Aspergillaceae. Gene Ontology annotation, molecular function: phosphopantetheine binding; acyltransferase activity. Bases 1 to 7455 code for a protein of 2484 amino acids.